UUGACCGCACCUGCAUCCAACCGAAACGACUCGGAGAUUUGCAUCGCCGCUUUUGAGGCAUAGCAUUAAUCGUUUACAUAGGAAUCGUUUGCUUCCCACCCAGUCCAGUAGCUUAACACUCGGAAGACACGAUGCCGGGCGACGAACCGAAGCCAGCGGGGAGCACCUCGCCCAUUGCGAGGGAGAAGCUCGAGGCCCAAAUUAAGAGCGCUGACAUGACCGAGGACAUGCAGCAAGAGGCCGUCGAAGUCGCUCAGGAAGCCAUGGCCAAGUUCACCAUUGAGAAGGACAUUGCCCAACAUAUCAAGAGAACCUUCGACGAGAGGAAGGGUCCCACCUGGCACUGCAUCGUGGGCCGCAACUUUGGCAGCUUCGUAACCCACGAGACCAAGCACUUUAUCUACUUCUACCUCGGCCACUGCGCGAUCCUGCUGUUCAAGACCCAGUAGGGAAGCGGCCUCCUCCGUUUUCUCUCGCGCCUGUGAAGUAACACCACAUCAUUCACAACGGCUGUCCAACCCUACCUAGCAGCGAGCGAACAUAAGAAAAGGAAACGGACGGAGGAUUGUCCCACGGCAGGCAACCCGGGCUGGCGAAGCAAAGCAACGACGCGCAACGAGAGGCGGCGAAGAAGCACCCCGAGAGCUCCGGGCUGGCCGGACGGAGAGGAGGAUUGCAUGUUGACAGACACGGCUACAUAGGUUAAAGCUUUCGUCGGCAAUUGUUGUACGUUUAGGCUGAGAUGAGGAGAAGGGGCAACGGCAUGCUUCGGAUCCCUCCAAUUGCGAAGCCAAUAGACCCAAACCCAGUUGCUACAUCCGGGGCCCCUUGGUUCCCUCGCCUUUU
Parathielavia appendiculata is the source of this 846-nucleotide messenger RNA. RefSeq lists its product as uncharacterized. The record is from RefSeq and is a predicted model, not a curated record. Gene Ontology annotation, molecular function: dynein intermediate chain binding. The transcript has 8 exons. Gene Ontology annotation, biological process: microtubule-based process. Gene Ontology annotation, cellular component: cytoplasmic dynein complex. Bases 132 to 449 code for a protein of 105 amino acids. Lineage: Eukaryota; Fungi; Ascomycota; Sordariomycetes; Sordariales; Chaetomiaceae.